Messenger RNA from Suncus etruscus (white-toothed pygmy shrew), 1808 nucleotides. It is a transcript of the gene POLR1E, whose product is annotated as RNA polymerase I subunit E. The coding region runs from base 280 to 1425 and encodes 381 amino acids. Gene Ontology annotation, biological process: nucleolar large rRNA transcription by RNA polymerase I; RNA polymerase I preinitiation complex assembly; transcription elongation by RNA polymerase I. Gene Ontology annotation, molecular function: DNA binding. NCBI's taxonomy places the organism in Eukaryota, Metazoa, Chordata, Mammalia, Eulipotyphla, Soricidae. The transcript is spliced from 12 exons. Gene Ontology annotation, cellular component: RNA polymerase I complex. The record is from RefSeq and is a predicted model, not a curated record.
AGCGUUUCAGUGCCAGUUUUGGCGCUCAGACCCACGGGAUGACAGCCGAGGUGCUGCCCAGUGCGAGAUGGUUGUAUUGUGGGGAACCGGAGGAGAGCCAGAGAGCUGUGCUGGGUCCUCUCCUUCAGUCCUCCUGUAACGCAGGGCCUGCCUCUCCUUGCACCCUGGUUCCUCCAGUUCUUCCCCCAACCCGCGUUGACUUUCUUCCUGUGCCCCCAUGCCUGCCCCACAAUCUUAACAGUGCAAUUCUCCAACGGGAAGCUGCUGAACCCAGGCAACAUGCGCUUUACUAUGUACAAGAGUAGUGACUCCACCAACCCCAGGAAGAGAGGUCACCGGAUCCUGGCAGCUGAAACAGAGCGACUUUCUUAUGUGGGAAACAAUUUUGGGAUUGGAGCCCUCAAAUGCAACACGCUAUGCAGGCACUUUGUGGGGGUUUUGAAUAAGACAUCUGGCCAGAUGGAAGUAUAUGAUGCUGAAUUGUUCAACAUGCAGCCGCUGUUUUCAGAUGAAUCCAUUGAGAGUGAAUCAUCCCUCGAGAAUCAGGCCAAAACUUUCAGAGAAAAGAUGGAUUCUUGCAUCGAAGCCUUUGGGACCACCAAACAGAAACGGGCCCUGAACUCCAGGAGAAUGAAUAGUGUUGGCAGUGAGUCUCUGAAUAGAGCAGUUGCUAAAGCCGCAGAGGAGAUCAUUCACACAAAAGGGGUGACAGCUCUGCUCAGUGAUGCUGCCCAUGAUGAUUCACAAGAUGAUUCCCUCUACCUUCCUCCCUGCCACGCUGAAGCGUCCAAACCUGAGGAUGUGUAUAAAUUCGCCGACCUUCUUACCCCUGCCGAGUAUGAAGCUCUGGAGGGUCCCUCAGAAGCUUUCAGGAACGUCACAUCAGAAGAAAUACUGAAGAUGAUUGAAGAGAACAGCCACUGUGCCUUUGUCAUUGAGGCGCUGAAGUCUCUGUCAGCUGACAAGGAGCUCCGUGACCGUCAGGCUCGGUGCCUUUGGUUUCUUGAUACUCUCAUCAAAUUUCGAGCCCAGAAGGUGAUUAAGCGGAAAAGUGCCCUAGGAUCUGAAGUUCCCCACAUCAUCAACACCAAACUGCUGAAGCACUUCACCUGCUUGACAUACAACAAUGGCAGUUUACGGAAUCUGAUUUCGGAUUCCAUGAAGGCGAAGAUUACAGCCCAUGUUCUCCUGCUGGCCCUGCAUAUCAACAACUUUGAGAUAGACCUGACAGUGCUGCAGAGAGACCUGAAACUCAGCGAGAAGCGGAUCAUCGAGAUCGCAAAGGCCAUGAGGCUCCGGGUGUCUAAGAAAAAGGUGGAGGUGGUGGCCGGCCGGGUGGAGGAGCACAGACUUGGUGUCUUGCGCCUCCCGCUGCCUGCCCCACAGGCUGCUGAGCGCCAGGCCAAGCGGCGGAAAAUCACCUAGAUGGCUACUACCUGGACAUUGCUCCCUGCCCAUGCCAGCGACAUGUGCUUGGUCCUUUUCAUUUUUAUAAAAAAAAUGGAAGAUGUAGCCAGAAGCCAGCCUCUCAGUUAUGCUUGUUGCAAGCUGACCCUUAGCCUGAUGGCCAUUAGGGGUUUUGUUGCCGGCCCUAUGUAGCAAAUGUCGCCAGUGUUGAUUCACAGCUUGGCAUGGGUGGGUCUGGGAAAUUGGAGGAGGAACAGCAUUGAUUCACAGCGUGGCAUGAGUGGUUGGAGGAGGAAGAGGUCUCUGAAUGAACCCUAGAUCACCUUGGGUGAACCCUGGAUAAAAACCUUCAUUUAGAUCUCUGGAUGUUGGUUAAUAAAGAGAAACAGCGUCCCAGGCUA